Molecule: messenger RNA, 3457 nt
Organism: Clupea harengus (Atlantic herring)
Lineage: Eukaryota; Metazoa; Chordata; Actinopteri; Clupeiformes; Clupeidae
Product: complement C3-like
Exons: 28
Coding region: 74-3442 (1122 amino acids)
Cellular component (GO): extracellular region
Molecular function (GO): endopeptidase inhibitor activity; protein binding
Source: RefSeq, a predicted model, not a curated record
AUGGAUAUAAGGCCGAGUUGGGGGAGAGCUCAGACACUUUACUGCACAGACCCAGGAUCAGCCAGGCAGCAGGAUGCGUGUGGACCUGGUGGUGGUGUGUGUGGCCGCUGUGGCUCUCUCUCUCCCCGCUCUCUCAACAUGUGACCCACUCUAUGUGAUGUCGGCUCCUAACCUCCUGAGGGUGGGCACCCCAGAGAAGGUGUUUGUGGAGGCCCAGGACUACAGUGGAGGAGACCUGAAUGUGAAGAUCUCUGUGAUGAACUACCCAAAGGACAGAGAGUUGACCACCGCAUCUGUCACUCUCACCAAAGACAACAAUUACAUGCUGCUGGCAGACAUCACGAUUCCUGACGGAAAAGAUAACUUUGAGGAGGACGACACCCUGAACCAGUACGUCCACCUGCAAGCCCAGUUCCCAAGCCACCUGCUGGAGAAAGUGGUGCUGGUCUCCUUCCAGUCUGGAUACAUCUUUGUGCAGACAGACAAGACCAUAUACACACCUUCAAGCUCAGUUUUGUACAGAGUGUUUUCACUCAAUCCCUCCAUGCAGCCUGUAGAAAGUGGUGUGUCUGUGGAGAUCAUGACCCCAGAUGGAAUCACAAUCAGCAGGGAGGUGUUCUACAAUAAUGGAAUGACGUCUGGAGCACACAGGCUGCCUGAGCUUGUCAGCUUUGGAACCUGGAAGGUGGUAACGAGGUUUGUUGACACGCCUCAGAGAAACUUCACUGCUGAGUUUGAGGUCAAAGAAUACGUUCUUCCCAGCUUUGAGGUUUCUUUGACUCCAGGGAAAGCCUUCUUCUAUGUGGACGACCCAGACAUGACAGUUGACAUUGUUGCCAGGUAUUUGUACGGAAAGGAGGUGACUGGGGUGGGAUUUGUGGCGUUUGGAGUGAUGACCAAGGAGAAUGAGAAGACGAGUCUGGCAGAGUCACUGCAGAGGGUAGAGAUAAGAGAUGGUAAAGGCACAGCAGUGCUGAAGAAAGACCAGAUCACACGGACUUUCAAAAACAUUAACGAGCUGGUCGGCUCCUCCCUCUAUGUGUCUGUUAGUGUGCUAACAGAGACAGGCAAUGAGAUGGUGGAAGCUCAUAAGAGAGGCAUACCAAUUGUCACGUCUCCAUACACCAUUCACUUCAAGAGGACCCCUAAAUACUUCAAGCCAGGGAUGCCCUUUGACGUCUCGGUCUUGGUGACCAAUCCAGACGGCUCCCCUGCAGAAAAGGUUGAUGUGGAGGUGACGGCUCUUGGUCAAUCCGCGUUGGGGCGCACUCUCUCCAACGGCAUGGCAAAAGUCACCAUCAACACACUGGGUGGAUCCUCCAAACUGGCAUUCACUGUGAAGACCAAGUCCCCUGGUCUCACUGAUGCUCGUCAGGCUAGACAGUCCAUGACAGCGUUGCCUUAUAAAACCAAGGGAGGCUCCAAUAACUAUCUACACAUUGGUGUGGAUGCAACAGAGCUGGCCAUCGGAGAUCAGAUCAAGGUCAACCUGAACCUGGGAGGAAGCCCUGGAGAACAGAAUCAAGACUUCACUUACCUAAUCCUGAACAAAGGGCAAGUUAUGCGUGCUGAGAGGAUAAAGAGACAGGGCCAGACUCUAGUGUCUUUGUCCUUACCGGUAACCAAGGACAUGGUUCCCUCCUUCCGUAUCGUGGCCUACUACCAUGUGGGCUCUGCUGAGGUGGUGUCUGACUCAGUCUGGGUGGACGUGAAGGACACCUGCAUGGGGACGCUGAAAGUGGAACCCUCUCGCCCUACUGCAGUCUACUCCCCCCGCGAGUACUUCAGUCUGAAGAUCACUGGAGACCCCGGGGCUAGAGUGGGUCUGGUGGCUGUGGAUAAAGGAGUCUACGUCCUCAACAACAAGCACAGACUCACCCAGAGCAAGAUCUGGGAUAUUGUUGAGAAGUCUGACACAGGUUGCACAGCAGGCAGCGGUAAGAACAGUAUGGGGGUGUUUCAUGAUGCUGGUCUCAUCUUCAAAUCAAGCACUGCUGGAGAAACAGAAUCACGUCAAGAACCCACAUGCCCAAAGCCACCCCAGAGGAGACGUAGAGCCAUCACCAUUCAGGACCUACACAGUAGUGAGGAUGAUGAUUACUACACAGACUGGGACAACAUUGUUUCCCGUUCCCAGUUCCCAGAGAGUUGGCUUUGGGAUGAUGGGGAUCUUCCCCAGUGCCCCCCAAAUGACAAACACUGCACUACCACCUCCAUUACAAAGAAGAGCUUCCUGAAAGACUCCAUCACCAGUUGGCAGGUUACAGCCAUCAGCAUUUCAAAAACUCAUGGGAUCUGUGUGGCGGAGCCCUACGAAAUGAUUGUAAUGAAAGAUUUCUUCAUCGAUCUGAAGCUGCCUUACUCUGUAGUGCGAAAUGAGCAGAUUGAAAUCAAAGCCAUCCUCUACAACUACAAUGACUACGAAAUCAAGGUGCGUGUGGAGCUUUUGGAGACCAAAGACGUGUGCAGCGUGGCCACCGAGAAGGGCAAGUACCGGACCACCAUCAAAAUAGAUGCCAUGACGUCACAAGCAGUUCCCUUUGUCGUGAUCCCCAUGCAGCUGGGCAAACACACCAUUGAGGUGAAGGCAUCUGUGUACGACAAGCCACACCUCCACGAUGGUGUCAAUAAGGACCUGCUGGUGGUGUCUGAAGGUGUAUGGACGCAGGUUCCCAUGAAGAAAGUCGUCCUGAACCCAGCAGAGCAUGGUGGGCAACAAAUUGAGGAAAUUCUGAGCCAAAUCCCAAAGAAGCAGAUGCCCGGCACACCAGCCAGUACUUACUUCACGGCCUCAGCGCAGGACAAGCAGCAGGACCAGAACCUGGACAUUGCCAUUUACAUCAUGGUCUCCGAGCGCACCAGGCCUAUUAGGUGGACUUUCACCAAAAGCAAUGCCUUCAUAACCCGAUCAGACAAGAUGGACAUAAAUCAAAACCUGACUGUGACUGCCACUGGGACUGGGGUGGCAACUCUGUCGUUAUUUACUCAGUACUAUGCCAUGCCCAGUGACAUAACCACAGAAUGCAAGAUGUUUGAUUUAGAGGUGAAGCUGGAGAAGCAAGACAAAGUAACAUACAUGGAGUCCACUGAAACGUACCUGCUCACCAUUGAUGUCUUGUACCUCUCAAAAGAACGUGAUGCUACCAUGUCCAUCCUGGACAUUGGACUGCUGACUGGCUUCAGUGUGGAUGAAACUGACCUCAAGGGAUUGUCCACAGGUGCAGACAGGUACAUCCAGAAAUUUGAGAUGGACAGGAUGCUGUCAGACAGAGGCUCCCUCAUUAUCUACCUGGAUCAGGUGAAUCAGCAAGACUGCCUGCCUGCCCGCCUGCCCGCCUGCCCGCCUGCCUGCCUGCCUGCCUGCCUGCCUGCCUGCCUGCCUGCCUCUCUGUUUCUGUUUCUAAAAGGUGUAAUCUGCAAUUAUAAUUCCAUACACUACUAGGCUGCGUAGAGGUAU